UCGAUCCAACGGCUCAUGCAAUCGCGUCAAACAAAAGCCAAACCUCAAGCCCACCGCUUCUAUUUAUCUACUAUCAAAACCCUUCUCUCUAUCUACAAACGCAAUUCAAAUUCUCACUCAUCUCUCCGUCUCUCUUUCUCUCUCUUCAUUCAUAUGGCACUUCCGAAUCAGCAGACUGUUGAUUACCCGAGCUUCAAGCUCGUCAUCGUCGGUGACGGUGGCACAGGGAAAACCACCUUUGUCAAGCGGCAUCUUACUGGAGAGUUUGAGAAGAAAUAUGAGCCAACAAUUGGUGUUGAAGUCCACCCAUUGGACUUCUUCACAAAUUGUGGGAAGAUUAGGUUUUAUUGCUGGGAUACAGCUGGACAAGAGAAGUUUGGAGGGCUAAGAGAUGGCUACUAUAUUCAUGGGCAAUGUGCCAUAAUAAUGUUUGACGUCACUGCUCGAUUGACCUACAAGAAUGUUCCCACAUGGCAUAGGGAUCUCUGCAGGGUGUGUGAGAAUAUCCCAAUUGUUCUAUGCGGAAAUAAGGUUGAUGUUAAGAACAGGCAGGUGAAAGCGAAGCAGGUCACAUUUCACAGGAAGAAGAAUCUUCAGUACUAUGAGAUUUCUGCAAAGAGCAACUACAACUUUGAGAAGCCUUUCUUGUAUCUUGCCAGGAAGCUUGCUGGGGACGCAAACCUCCACUUUGUUGAGUCACCUGCUCUUGCUCCACCAGAAGUGCAAAUUGACAUGGCUGCACAACAACAGCAUGAAGCUGAAUUAAUGGCAGCUGCAGCACAGCCCCUUCCUGAUGAUGAUGAUGAUGCAUUUGAUUAAGUGACUGUAGAGAAGCUUUAUCCAAAUUGAUUCUUUCAGAAAGUUAGAAGUAGGUUUUGGUCCUGGGGAAUUCUCUACAAUGUAUGCUGCCUGCUGCUGUUGCUUAUUGUUUGGAUUGGUUGGCCUUUGGUGGUUCAGAACACUGGGGAAUAGUGCCUCUGCUUUGGUCCCUUAGAGUGUUGUGUUUUACAGAUUGAUAUAUAAGUAUCUUUGCUUCUUUCAUGUCCCUUCUACUUGGAGGGAACCAUUUGAUUAAAAAAUUUUGCUCUGAUUAUAUUUACCUUUUUAUUUUA
Molecule: messenger RNA, 1112 nt
Organism: Vitis riparia (riverbank grape)
Lineage: Eukaryota; Viridiplantae; Streptophyta; Magnoliopsida; Vitales; Vitaceae
Product: GTP-binding nuclear protein Ran-3-like
Exons: 8
Coding region: 16-819 (267 amino acids)
Biological process (GO): ribosomal subunit export from nucleus; protein import into nucleus
Cellular component (GO): nucleus; cytoplasm
Molecular function (GO): GTP binding; GTPase activity
Source: RefSeq, a predicted model, not a curated record